Messenger RNA from Syngnathoides biaculeatus (alligator pipefish), 11858 nucleotides. It is a transcript of the gene myo15b, whose product is annotated as myosin XVB. Gene Ontology annotation, molecular function: protein binding. Bases 118 to 4899 code for a protein of 1593 amino acids. The transcript has 42 exons. Gene Ontology annotation, cellular component: cytoskeleton. NCBI's taxonomy places the organism in Eukaryota, Metazoa, Chordata, Actinopteri, Syngnathiformes, Syngnathidae. The record is from RefSeq and is a predicted model, not a curated record.
UCAACCUUUAAUGGUGUGAAAUUUGAAGCAACCUCUUCAUAGACUUGUAGCUCCACGGCUUAAACAGGACUGAAAGAAAGACAAAAGACGGUGCAAUAGACUUCAAUCUUCUUAACAAUGGAUGUAGGGAUGUUGGAAAUUCCUGAGGAGCUGUCAGAAAGGUUUCACAGAACAGCAGGGCAUCGACAUCCAGCAAUAGUGACAGAGGUUGCACCUCCCCAAGUAAAGGCACCACACAGUGUUACUCUGCCUCAAGAUUUAGACAGAUACCCAUUUUCUCACUAUGUCAAGUCCAUACUGAAGGAUACAUGGUGCCAACCUCAGGGAACACCCAUCCAAAUAGCGCUCACCCCUCUAGAACCAGACGAUGCCUCCACUGCCCUUGAAGUUUAUAAACUGAUCAUGCGGUUCACAGGUGAGUCAGACCUCAGUGACUUGCAGGAGCAGAUGUUGGGAAACUACAUAAUUGAGAAAGGCCAGAACCAACCUGCCUUAAGGGAUGAGAUCCUGGCCCAGUUGGCAUACCACACAUGGGGUAUGAGUGAAGAGCAACGUAACCUGCAAGGCUGGUUGCUUCUGGCCUGCUGCCUCUGUGCCUUCACUCCAUCCCCAGUACUAGAAAAACCCUUGCUAAAAUAUGUAUCGGACCACGGACCAAUGGAAUACCGUUCACUGUGCCAGCACAAACUGCUCACAUCUAUGCAGCUCCAAGCACCCACUUCCCGUAUUUGUCCCCCAUCUCAGCUGGAAUGGAUCAGCAACAAAAGGAAAGGCAGAAUGCUUGUGGAUGUAUCUACAUUCAACGAAGAGAAGUUCACAACUGAAGUGGAGUCCUGGACCACAGGAGAAAAACUCGCCUCAUGGUUUCUCUAUGCCAGAGGUAUGAUAGAGGCAACAGAGGGAUGGUCUGUCUCUCUUCUGACUGAUGAGGGGUGGUCUGAUUUGGCUGGAUCAGACUUUGUCAUGGAUCUGCUGGCUGGCACUGAGGCAGAAGUACUGACUCCAGGCACACCUUCUUCAAUUAACUCUGAUUACCUAUUCAGUGGCCUGGAUGACCGGACACCAGUUACGGAUCUUGAGGACUUUAUUCCGCCAGCACCAAUCACUGAAGCUCCAAGAGUUCCUCAUCUUCCAGGAAACCUGUGGGGACGGGACUUUCCACAGGAAGGCCAUCAUCAGCAGAUGGAUGCAUAUGUUGAUGACUUGUUUGAACUGGACCAACAACAAUUGGAUGUGGAAAGAGUAGCUGUGUUAAACCGCAAGAUGAGAGGUGCAGGAGGCAUUGGACCCAUGCAGCCUGGAUCCUAUACUUCUGGUAUGUCUACUUUAAUGUCAGGCUAUCCUAUGGGACUGCCAGUCAGCCCAUCAAUGCCAAGCUACGGUAUGAUCCCACCUAUGACAGCCAUACCCACCAUGCCAGCCAUGAUGAUACCUCAGGCUCCGGCUGCCUCAAUCCCUGACCCCAUGCAGCUGGCAGCAACACAGCAAGCCCUCAUCAACCAGCAGGCUCUGCUUAUGGCCCAGCAGAUGACUAUGCAGGCAAUGACUCUGUCCCAACAGCAGACAGAAGAUCAGCAGAGGUUGAGGGAACAGCAGAGGACGCAGGAAGAGCGCCAGAGACGCACACUCACUUCUUCCCCUCAAUCUCAACCUGGAGGCCAUCUUAGUCACUUUUUACCAGAGCCACAACCAGAAGUGAAUUUACGUGAUCAAGAGGACCUGCAGUCAUUUAGAGAUAAAAUGCAGUACUUUCACAAAAUUGGUGAGCCCAAUACCCAGGUUUCUCCCUCUACUCCAGUCAAACAGCAACAUCCUGCAUCGUCAGCACGUCCAUCCGCUCCUCCUACAGCACCUAAACCAAAGGUUAAGGGGAUCCCGAUUCCUGCAAACAAAACAGAAAGUCCAACCACAGCUCCACUCUCUGAACCAACCUCCAACAUUCGGGAAAUCAUCAAAAAGUUCAACAGUCGGCCUCCACCAGAACCCAAACACUUUGAACCUGUCAGAGCUCCUACAAGGCAGUUCGUGAAGAAAGUAGACCCCAAACAGGAAGCUCUUGCCAAACUUAGACAUAAAGCACCAGUCCCACAACAAAAGAAACAGUGGGUGGCAUCUUCUCCAGUGGAAAAGCAAUCUCCUCUACACACUCCAUCAGGAAAAACAUGCCCUCCCUCUACCAUGGGUCCUCGUCUCAUCUCAGAAAAUAUGAGGCAAAAGCAGCGCUCACUGGAAGAUUUGUUUGGCUCACAGUGCCAUCAACACAUUUUGCCACCUCCUCCUGACUCCGCUCCAUCUCUUGAACUUCAUAUUCCUGACCCACCAACCACGGUUGCACCUGCUCUUUGUAUGAUUCCAGAGGACGAGAGCUGUCAAUCUCAGCUUUGUCAUUAUUCUCCCGAUGUUUACUUCUCUUACAACAUAAUGCCAGGAAAACUGUUCCUCCGCAAAGAGGUGUUUUACCCCAAAGACAUGUUCAACCAACCGUACAUCCUCAAUCUUUUAUAUGAUCAGAUCAUGAGGGACACUUACUCUGAUAAGUGUGUGAGAAUAAACAGAGAGGAGAGAAGGAAAAUGAAAGAUCUGCUAGCUAAUCUCAAUGUGGGAACAAUGAGUACAAUCCAGGAUGACAACAUGAAAAAAAGGAUCAUCAUUGCUGCUCGGGACAACUGGGAAAACUACUUUUCACGCCUAUUUCCCAUUAAGUCAGACAGUGGUGAUGCUCAAAUUUUGGGUGUGUGUCAUCGUGGAAUUCGUCUCCUGAAGAUGGUAGCUGCAUCAGGCAUUGAUCCAAAACAUCUCCGUCUCCUUCGAAGCUACAGUUUUGCAGAGUUGCUUUCAGUUGAUCUCUGUGGUACAAACCAAGUGCAGUUGGAGCUGAUGAAUGAAAACCUUAAGCUGUACUCCUCCAGAGCCCCUCAAAUAAUUGCCAUGGUUAAGUUCUUCCUCAAAGAGCUCAUUAAGAACUCUGGUCACAUGGUUGCCAUGAAGAGUUUUGUAACAGAUGACCAUAGCCUGCUCAGCUUCAGCAAAGGCGAUGUUGUCAAAUUGCUCCCGAUGGAGGGACUCCAAACAGGUUGGUGUUUUGGCACAAUGGGAGGACGCUCUGGUCUAUUCCCAGAGGAUCUAACACAACCAUGUGCUCCUUUGGACUACCAUUAUCUCCAGUUGGAUCGAAGAGAUGAUUGGUGUAAAAGCACGAGAGCUGCAAGAACUUCCAGUCAACAAAAUGAAAAGCUAGUUCCCAUCAGCAAGCAAAUUAAAAGGAUCGAUUCAGAGUGGACUACCCCAGAUGUCUCAUCCAAAAUAAUAGCACAGACAUCCAUCCAGGGGUCACUUGAAGAAUUACAGAGGACAAACAGUGAUUCAGAGAGGCAAAUAGAUGUCUCAUCACAAAGAUCAGUGCAGAUUUCCAUCCAGGGGUCAAUUCAAGACGAAUCGCUCCAAAUGACCCCAAUGGCUGAGUUUGCCACAAAAUUCUUUAGAAUGGAAAAUGAAGGCUGGGGAUCAAGCGUCAGAACCUUUUCUGAAGCAGUUCAAUUUACAGAGGUGCCCAUUAAAGAAUCCCUAAUUCUCUACAAUGACCCAAGCAGCAAUGAUUUAUCAGUCCAGUGCUUUCAAAAUGUGAUGCAGAUUAUGGGUGAUACAGCCAUGAAAAAGCAUACCACCCAAGCAGACUGUCUGAAACAUAUCUUGCUGCUAGGGAAGGAAAGAGAACUUCUAAGAGAUGAAAUCUACUGUCAGGUUAUCAAGCAAACCAUCAACAACCAUACUAACUCCAGCUGCAGUAGAGGAUGGCGUCUACUCAACCUAAUUACUGGGUUCUUCCCCUGUUCUGGUAAUCUAAAGCCCUAUGCUACACACCACCUGAAUGACAUCGCAAAAGACCAAAAUCAUCCUUACCAAGAGCUUGCAUCUGUGUGUCAAGAUAACCUUCGGCGAUCCCUCAGUUUUGGUGGCCGCCGUAACAUCCCUUCACAUAUUGAGAUGGAGUCGAUCCUGGCUGGCAAAUCCUCACAAGUCAUUUCCAUCCAGCUCCCAGGACAGGUGGAAUUCCCUGUCAUAAUACAUAGCUUCACUAUUGCUGCUGAUGUGGUAAACAAAUUCUGCAAAGAAAUGAAUAUCUCAAAUCUCUCCGAAAUGAGAGAAUUCUUGAUCUUCGCCAACAGACAGCAAGAUGGAAUGGUGCGCCCUCUUCAUUCCAAUGAGUAUGUGAUGGACUUUUUGUUGGAUGAUGGCUCCAUUUUCUUGUCAUCAAGGAGAGUGAUGUGGCGAAACCCUCUGCAUUUCAACAAUGAUUUAUUUGUGGAGUUUCACUUUCAACAGCUCCAGGUUGACUACUUGAACGGGCUGAUCCAACUUAGUGCUGCUGCAAAUGGUUCAUCAUCAAUACACCAGCUUGCAGAGCUGUCAGUCCUGCAACACCUAUCCCAGGAACAAAAAAAACAGCUGUCAAUGUUGGAGAUAAAGCAAUACUUGCCUGCUCAGGAGAGGCAGAACACUAAUCUGGAUGAGAUCCACUCUUUCUGUUUGAGCAAAUUUGCAGCCAUGAAGUCUCUCAACCCCGUCGAAGCCAAAAUACAGUUCAUUGUGGUUCUGAGUGGCCAACAGCUGUUUAGCUCCAACAAUUACUUGGCCCAGAAAGUGACCCGACAUGGAUGUCCUUCCCCCUGCAUGAUCAGUGUCAACCAUGAUGGAGUUCUAUUUCUUCAUCCUAAAACACAGGAGAAAGUGUUUCAAAUUCCUCUCAAAGAUGUUCAGUCCAUGCGAACUGUGGGACCCAAAAAUGCAGGAAAGCUGUCAUCGAUGGACAUCAUUUAUGGCAAACUGAGUCAACCUCAAAAAAUAACAAUUCAUAUGAAACAGGUGAUGAAUCUUACCAUUUUCUUUUUUCUUUUUUAGCUGGCACUGUUUUUUCCCUUUCACACAAUUAUCAAGUAAAAUAAGUUUCUGAAUUGGCAAUAACUGAAAGUCAAAAGAUUAGUUAGAAAUUAUGUUGGAGAACUCUGAUGAUUGGAUGAACAAGAUACUCGAGACGUAGAUACUUUCAACUCCAAACAUUUUUUUAAUUUCAUAAUUGACACACAGGAGUACAUAUUUCUUUAGCACAAAUUAUUAUUACAAUAUUUUAUAAAUUGCUGAUGUCAUUUAUGAUAUCGUGAUCAAUGAAUCAUUUUAUAUUCCUUCAAUCGACCUGCCUUGAUCUGUGCCCACCAAGUUACCCUUCUGUCACCCCUCACUCAUUGACUCACAUUGCAAAAUGCCACAAACUGAAUAGUUGUAUGCUAUAUUGUACUUUCAAUUUGGGUUGUAUUUUUAUUAUAUAUAUAUAUUUUUUUGUGCGCAACCCAGAAUGUCUGUGUGCAGAGACCACAUCAGCAGUGUGCAAUUGUGCACACGCUUAGCUUAGAGGAAACAGUCACUGAUGGUGUAGUGGUACACACACCCGACUUUGGUGUGGGCAGUGUAGGAUCGAGUCCCGCUCAGUGAUGGUCGAUAUCUGCCCUGCAAUUGUAUGCCGUCCACUUUAGAGUCUCGUCUGCCUUUCACCUGAAGCGAGCUGGGAUUGUUCCAGCUCUCCUGUUACUCUUGUGAGGAUGAGUGGCAUGAAUAAUGGAGGGAUGAAUCAGUUCUUUAAAAAGAUUCAUUCACGGGAUAGAUAUAGCUAUAUUGCAGCCAAAUCAGUUAAGUUCAUUUUUGCUAAUUAAGGAAGACAUGGCUCCCUAUAUUGAUUUUCUAUCCAUCCAUCCAUUUUCUCAUCCUCACGAGGGUCGUGGGAGUGCUGGAGCCAAUCCCAGCUGUCGUCGGGCAGGAGGCAGGGUACACCCUGAACUGGUUCCCAGUCAAUUGCAGAGCACAUGGAGACAGACAACAGUUGCACUCACAAUCACACCUUGGGGCAAUUUAGAGUCUCCAAAUAAUUUACGUUUUUGGGAUGUGGGAGAAAACCCACGUAGACGCGGGGAGGACAUGAUAAUCAAACACAGGUGGGGCCGGGAAUUGAACCCGAGUCUUCAGAACUGUGAGGCCAACGCUUUACAGCCGUUCCAGUGGUCCACCAGAUCAAACACUAAAUCUGAAAUUUUGCAGGCCAAAAAUGUUUUAAACAGUGUCACACAAUAAUCAUUGACAAAAAGUAGUUUACAUGUUCUCCCCAUGCCCGUGUAGGUUUUCUCCAGGCACUUCGGUUUCCUCCCACAUCCCAAAAACAUGCAACAUUAAUUGGACAUUUUAAAUUGCCCCUCGGUGUGAUUGUGAGUGCGGCUGUUUGUCUCUAUGUGCCCUCAAAGUAAAGCAACCAGUUCAGGGUGAACCCCGCCUCCUACACAUUGACAGCUGCGAUAGGCUCCAGCACUCCUGCGAAGUUUGUGAGGAUAAGCAGCUAAGAAAGAAAGAAAGUGUAUGUUUCAUGCCAGUGCAAUUUGUAGGCCGGUCCCAAGCCCGGAAAAAUGCAGAGGGUUGCGUCAGGAAGGGCAUCCGGCGUGAAACUGCACCAAACAAAUAUGAGCGUUCAUCUAACGAACACAUAGCGGAUCAGUCGUGGCCCAGGUUAAAAACAUGUUGGUGAAGGAAGCAGAGGUGAUGAAGAAGUGAUUGGUAAGUACCGUAUCCAGGAAAGGAACUUUGAGGAACAGAUGGUGGUGGACUUUGCAAAAAGGUUGGAAAUGGCAGUCGCGAACAUUUUUAUUUUCCCCAGAAGAGGCUGGAACAUUGAGUGACUUACACGAGUGGAGGUAGAAGCACGCAGGUGGAUUAUAUUUUGUGCAGACGAUGUCAUCUGUAGGAGGUUACUGACUGUUGGGUAAAGUGGAGCUCGACAGCAUAUGAUGGUGGUGUGUAGGAAGGUUAAGAAGACAAAAGUUAGAGCAGAGAACCGAGUGGUGGAAGUUGAGAAAGGAAGAAUGUUGUGCGGCCUUUUGGAAAGAGGUGAGACAGGCUCUCGAUGGACAGGAGGAGCUCCUGGAACACUGGACUACUACAGCCAAGGUGAUCAGAGAGACAGGCAUGAGAGUACUUGGUUUGUCUUCUGGUAGGAAAGGGGAGGAGACUUGGUGGUUGAACCCCAAAAUACCCAAAGUCAUACAAGGAAAGAGAUUACCAAAGAAGUGGGACACAGAGGACUGAGGAAAGGCGAAAGGAAUACGUUGAGAUGCAACAUAGGGCAAAGGUAGAGGUGACGAAGAUUAAACAAGAGGCAUAUGAUGACAUGUACACCAGGUUGGACAUUAAAGAAGGAAAAAAGGAUCUCUACAGGUUGGCCAGACAGUGGAAUAGAGAUAGGAAGGAUGUGCAGCAGGUAAGGGUGAUUAAGGAUAGAGAUGGAAAUGUGUUGACUGAUGCCAGUCGUGUGCUAAAUCAAUGGAAAGAAUACUUCAAGAAGUUAAUGAAUGAAGAAAAUGAGGGAGAAGGAAGAGUAGAAGAGUCAAGUGUGAUGGACCAGGAAGUGGCAAUGAUUAGUAAGUAGGAAGUUAGAAAGGCACUCAAGACGAUGAAAAAUUAAAAGGCAGUUGGUCCUGAUGACAUACCUGGGGAGGUAUGGAAGAAAUUUGGAGAGGUGGCUGUGGACUUUUUGGCUAACUUAUUCAACAGAAUCAUGGUGGGUGAGAAGAUUCCUGAGGAAUGGAGGAAAAGUGUGCUAGUUUUUUUUUUUUUUUAAGAACAAAGGCAGUUUGGAGAGCUGUGGGAAGUGUCGAGGAAUAAAGUUGAAGAGCCACACAAUGAAGCAUGGGAAAGAGUAGUCGAGGCUAGACUCAGGACAGAAGUUAGUAUCUGCAAGCAACAGUAUGGUUUCAUGCCUAGAAUAAGUACCACAGAUGCAUUAUUUGCCUUGAGGAUGCGAGUGGAAAAUUACAGAGGACAGAAGGAGCCACAUUGUGUUUUUGUGGAUCUUGGAAACCUAUGGCAGAAUACCGAGAGGAAUUGUGAUCCGACAUGCGUAAAUCUGGUGUGGUGGAGAAAUAUGUCAGAAUAGUACAGGGCAUGUAUGAAGGGAGAAGAACAGUGGUGAGGUGUGCCGUAGGUUUGACAGAAGAAUUUAAGGUGGAGGUGGGGCUGCAUCAGGGAUCAGCUCUGAGCUCCUUCCUGUUUGCUAUAGUAAUGGUUAGACUGACACAUGAGGUUAGACUGGAAUUCCCUUGGACCAUGAUGUUCGCAGAUGACAUUGUGAUAUGCAGUGAAAGCAGAGAUCAGGUGGAGGAACAAUUAGAAAUAUGGAUUCAUUCCCUGGAAAGGAGAGGAAUGAAGAUUAGCAGAGGUAAAACUGAAUAUAUGUGCAUGAAUGAGAGGGGGCAGGGUGAAGAGAUAGCAAAGAUGGAUGACUUCUUGGGGUCAACAAUCCAGAGCAAUGGUGAGUGUGGUAAGGAAGUGAAGAAACAGGCCCAAGCAGGUUGGAACAGCUGUCGAAAGGUUUCUGGUGUUUCAUGUGACAGAAGAGUCUCACCGAGGAAGGCAAAGUUUACAAAACAGUGGUGAGGCCACCCAUGAUCUACAGAUUACGUACGGUAGCACUGAAGAGACAAACAGGAAGCAGAGCUGUCUGUGGAAGAAAUGAAGAUGUAGAUGUUCUCGCGAGGAGUGAGCAGGUUGGAUAGGAUUAGAAAUUAGCUCAUUAGAGGGACAGCCAAAGUUCGAUGUUUUGGAGACAAGAUUCUAGAGAGCAGACUUUGAUGGUUUCGACAUGUCCGGAGCAGAGAGUGGGAGUCUAUUGGAAUAAGGGUGCUGAGGAUGAGUUUCCAGGCAAAACAGCGAGAGGAACACCAAAGAGAAGGUUGAUGGAUGUUGUGAAAGAAGACAUGAGGGCAGUAUGUGUUAGAGAGGAAGAUGCAGGAGAUAGGCUUAGAUGGAAAAUGAUGGCACGGUGUGGCAAUCCCUAAUGGGACAAGCCGAAAGGAAAGGAAGAACAAAGAAGAAUCUGUUGUGACUGACACCCAUGUGAAUGUAGUCCUUGAAGUACAACAACGUAAUACAAGACAGAUUUGAGGAAGAUUGUUCAAAACAGGGAGUGUCAAAUGUUCCACUAAUUAAAGUCAAAGUAAAAGAAAAUUCAUUUUGUUUGUUAACUUGAGAAAGAGCACACAAUUCAUUUAUUUAAAAUAGGGUUAAAUUUACUGGAGGAUGCAGAGGAGCAUUAUGGUGCACUGUUUCCUCCUCUUGAGAUGUCGGAAGGUGGACAAGAAUUUCCUCAAAGCCAACGAGAAGUUUUUCUUCAUGACCUCACCGAACUCUUCCCAUGCCUGAGAAAAGCUCCAGCAAAAGUUUUAGAUUGCACCAUGAUUAAGCCUAACGUAAUAUUGGGGGCACGGAACUGGACCCAAUUAAACCUACAACUUCUGUCGACAAAGGUUAUGAAGAGAAUUUGUGACAAACAGCAUCCUUGGCAGUCCAACCCUAACUGGAAAAUAAUCCAACCUACUGUUGGCAAUCUGAUCCAAACUUUGACACCCGUUGCACAGUGAUAGAACAGUCCUGAUCAGAGGGUUGAGUAAUUGAUUGGUCAGAUGGGCCUGGACAUGUACUGGCUUCAGCAGGGGGACAGUUCUGAGCCUGCAGGAUUUGUGUCCCAAGCAGUGUAGUGUGUUACUAAUAGCUUUUGCUAAUUUGGUCCAAGGUCACUGCAUGUCUUUCAUUCGGUCCCCCCAUAGGGUUCUGGGUCUUGUGAUUAUUUUUGCCCUUAUGGGGUAAGAUCUUGUGUGCAGCCCCAGAAGGAGAGAGAUUAUCAGUUGGCUGACAAUAGAUUUCUUCAUAUCAAACUGCUUACCUAUUGCAGAUACAGUCUCCCCAGUCUGGUGCAGGUCUACAAUUUUGUUUCUGGUGUCAUAUCACAAUUCUUUGAUGUUGGCCAUAGUAGAGUUUUGAGUGUGACUCAGGUUGUGGACAGGUGUCUUUCAUACUUAUCACGAGAUUGAUUGAUAUGCACCCUUCAAGAUCUUGCUGAGGGUGUAGAGAAGAGCCGUUCCAGUCUUCUAUUCCCAGGACAAAAACCACACUUCUACUCCGGAAUCUGAGUUUACACGAGGAAGCAGAGUCUGGGUUCUCUGUGCUCGAGCUCUUCUGUCUCUUCUGGUUGAGGUCACCAAGGUUGUUAAAAAGCUUCUCAGGCAAAAAGCGCUAAAAAAGCUUCCCAGGCAGGGCCCCAGGGGUGGAUGAGAUUCACCCAGAGUUCCUAAAGCCUCUUGAUGUUGUGGGGGUGUCCUGGUUGACAUGUUUCUGCAAGAUUGGGUGGACAUCAGGGACAAUGCCUCUGACUGGGGUGGUGGUCCCUGUUUUUAAGAUGGGGGACCGUGAUGUGUGUUCCAACUGCCAGGUGAUCACACUCCUCAGUCUCCCUGGUAUGGUCUAUCCAGGGAUGCUGGAGAGGAGGGUCCAUCGGGAAGUCAAAUCUUGGAUUCAGGAGGCGCAAUUGGGUUUUUGUCCUGGUUGUGGAAUUGUGGAACACCUCUACAUCCUCAGCAUGAGCCUCGAGGGUGCAUGGGAGUUUGUCCAACCAUGUACAUGUCCAUCUACAUGUGUUUUGUGGACUUGGAGAAGGCAGUCGACCAUUUCCCUCGGGGAGGCCUGUUUGGGGUUCCUCAGGAGAAUAGGGCACCGACCUCCCUGAUACAGGCUAUUCAGUCCCUGAACGACUGGUGUCAAAGUUUGGUCCACAUUGCUGGUAAUAAGUCGGACUCGGUUGCAGUGAGAGUUGGACUCCGCCAAGGCUGCCCUUUGUCAGCAAUGUUGUUCAUAACUUUUACUGUAUGGACCGAAUUUCGAGGUGCAGCCAAGUUGUAGAAGAUGUAAGUUUUUUUGGCCUCAGCAUUGUAUAUCUGCUCUUUACAGAUGAUGAGGUUGUCUUGACUUCAUCAAGCUGUGAUCUCCAACGCUCGUUUGAGCAGUUCGCAGCAGAGUGUGAAGCAGCUGGGAUGAGACUCAGCACUUCCGAAUCUGAGACCAUGGUCCUCAGUCGUAAAAGGGGGAUGUGUCCUCUCUGGGUCGGGACGACACCCUGGCCCAAGUGGAGAAGUUCAAGAAUCUAGGGGUCUUGUUCACAAGUGAGGGAAGAAUUGAAGCAGGAGAUUGAUAGGCGAACUGGUGCAGCGUCUUUAGUGAUGAAAACUGUAUCAGUCCGUUGUGGUGAAGUAGAAACUAAGUCAAAGGUCGAAGCUCUCAAUUUACCAGUCAAUCUUCGCUCCUACCCUCACCUAUGGUCACAAGCUGUGGGUCAUGACCAAAAGAACAAGAUCCCAGAUACUAGCGGCCCAAAUGAGUUUCGUCUGCAGGCUGUCCAGGCUCUCCCUUAGAGAUAGGGUGAGAAGCUCGGUCAUCUGGGACGGACGGGCUCAGUGUCAAGCUGCUGCUCAUCCGUAUUGAGAGGAGCCAGAUGAGGUGGCUGGGGCAUCUGAUCCUGAUGUCUCCCGGACACCUCCCUGGAGAGCUGUUUCGGGUAAGUCCCACCGGAAAGAUACCCUGGGUAUGACCCAGGACACACUGGAGAGACUAUGUCUCUCAACUGGCCUGGGAACGCCUCCGUAUCCCUCCGGAAGACCUGGAUGAAAAGGCCGGGGGAAGGGAAGUCUGGGUAUCCCUGCUAAAACUACUCCCCCCACAACCCUGACGCAGAAAAGAAGUAGAAGAUGGAUUGAUGUCACCUACAUCAAACUGCAUUUUGCAGUACUGAACAUUAAUAAGUUGCUUGUUUCGAAAAAGAAAGACUCCGCAGGAUGUACCAGGGAAUUAAACGAAGUAACUUCAAUUAAAUUUUUGGAUAAAUUGAACAUUGGUGUGAUGUUUCUAAUUUUUACUUGCCAUGCAGAAUUUGGGGUACAGAAGGUAUGUAUUGUCACACAAGAUAAAUAUGUGUUGUGUAAUUAUUAAUAUGUUCA